Molecule: messenger RNA, 2649 nt
Organism: Danio aesculapii
Lineage: Eukaryota; Metazoa; Chordata; Actinopteri; Cypriniformes; Danionidae
Gene: nup58
Product: nucleoporin 58
Exons: 14
Coding region: 266-2077 (603 amino acids)
Biological process (GO): nucleocytoplasmic transport
Cellular component (GO): nuclear pore
Molecular function (GO): structural constituent of nuclear pore
Source: RefSeq, a predicted model, not a curated record
CAGACGAAGAGGACAUUGUGCGCGCAAAGCAUUGAGCUGCAAUAUUUUUAAUACCUUGAAACGGAUUUUUGUUAUUUUAAAAGUACUACAUUAGACCCCUUUUUCGUCGUUUACAGUUGUUCGUCCACAUUUUCUUCAUACCCUCCAGAAUUUCUUGAUAGUGUCUUUUAUUAUGCACCUUAUGUCGUAAGCAGUGUGUUUCGGGCCUCCACGAGGUCAGACCCGCUUGAUUCUGAUUUUCAAGUUUUGCAGAUUCAAGUCCAGAAUGUCUAGCUUUAACUUCGGCACAACUACGCUCGGGACCACCGGAGCACCACCAGCAGCAGCAGCUGGAGGAGGAGGGUUUUCAUUUGGAGCUGCGACCAGCACACCUGCUGCAGGCACAGGUGGGUUCUCAUUUGGAGGUUUCGGGGCACAGACCUCCACACCGGCAGCCGCUGCCACCAGUACCACCUCCACAUUGGGAUUUGGGUCCAGUUUAUUUGCACAGAAACCAACAACUGGAUUCAGCUUGAGCACACCUGCCCCAGCGGCUGCUGCUGCAUCCACUAGUGGCCUUUCGUUAGGAAGUCUUACCACCUCGACCGCUGCUUCCACUGGCUUCAGCUUGGGCUUUGGAAAGCCAGCGGCCUCGGCUACACCUUUCUCUCUGACCACCACCACCGCCUCUGCACCUGCGGCUACAGGCCUCUCUCUGGGAUCCGUCCUCACCUCCACAGUUCCUCAGACCAGCUCCACUGGCUUCUCCCUCAACUUAGGACCAGCGGCAGCCACCUCCUCUGCUCCUGCAUCAGGUUUCUCCUUUGGUUCGAGUCUUUUCUCUAACCCCACCCUGACAGGUUUGGGACAGUCCACUUUAGGUGGACCUCUGAGUCUGGGCGGUUUAGUCUCUACCUCUGUCGCAGCCACCUCAGCUCCUGCACCCAGUCUCGGCCUGGGUGGAGUAGACUUCAGUACUUCCUCUGAAAAGAACACAGACAAGUUGUCCAGCACCAGACCUGAGGACAGUAAAGCCCUUAAAGAUGAAAACCUGCCAGCUCCGAUCUGUCAAGAUGUGGACAAUUUUCAGAAAUUUGUCAAGGAACAGAAGCAAGUCCAGGAGGAGAUCAGCAGAAUGUCCUCUAAACCCAUUCUCAAAGUUCAAGAGGACAUUAAGAUGCUCAGACAGCUCCUGUCUAUCUGUGCCAGCGGGCUCCAGAGAAAUUCACUCUCCAUAGAUAAACUGAAGCUGGAAACUUCUCAGGAAUUGAAAAAUGCUGAUAUUGCACUUCGCACCCAGAAGACCCCACCUGGACUCCAACAUGAAAACACAGCACCUUCAGACUAUUUCCGGGCACUGGUGGAGCAGUUUGAAGUGCAGUUACAGCAGUACCGUCAGCAGAUUGAAGAACUGGAGAAUCAUCUGACCACUCAGAGCAGUGGCUCCCACAUCACCCCUCAAGAUUUGUCGAUGGCCAUGCAGAAGCUCUACCAGACAUUUGUUGCGCUUGCUGCUCAGUUGCAGGGAGUUCAUGAGAAUGUUAAGACUCUAAAGCAUCAGUACCUGGGCUACAGACGAGCCUUCCUCGAGGACUCCACCGAUGUCUUCGAGUCGAAACGAGUUGCUGGCAAGAAAUGGCAGAGUUCGCCGCGUGUCACCACAGGCCCCGCCCCCUUCGGCAGCGUUCCCAAUGCAGCAGCCGUAGCCAUGGCUGCCACGCUCACUCAGCAGCAGCAGCCGGCUCCAGGACCACAGGCGCCCUUGGGAGCCAGUUUUGGCACUCCCUUUUCCUCGGGUAUUGGCACUAGCAUGGGCUCAUCCAGCCUUGGAGCGUUUGGUAGCGGCCCUGGGUUCGGGGGUGUGGCGACAGGAGGUUUGUCGUUCGGGUUUUCCUCUAGCAAGCCAUCUGGAGGGAGCCUGAGCGCAGGGUUUGGAACUUCCAACACGUCCGGCUUCAACUUCAGCAACCCAGGCAUCAACGCUUCCGCUGGAUUAACUUUUGGUGUGUCCAACACCCAAAAUCCUGGUUUCGGGGCAGGAGGCCCACUGCUACAGCUCAAAAAGCCACCAGCUGGAAACAAGAGAGGCAAGAGAUAAAACAGGAUGCUGUUAUGGGGUAAAGGGAAGUGUCACGAGGUAAAGAUGAUGUGUGUCUCAGAUCUUUAUUUUUAUAUAUAUAUCUGUGUGUACAUAUAUAUUUUCUCUGUUGGAUUCCAUUAAAAGGAUUUCUUUUCAGUUCUCCCUUUUACCCUGGUGACUGUGCUGUUCUUUUGUUUACCGUUGUCCUGCGAAUUACAUACGAUGUAAUGGAGCAUAUUUUGUGACGCACAGAAUACCUGCGAAGGGAUUUGCUCUCGGGUUUGAAGAUACUCAUUAACUCAGUUUACCUGUGUGUUAGCUUGAUUUGAAACCACAUGCUCUCUGUGAUUGUAAAUGCGUCAUCCCAUCCUGUUAAGAUGACCUGUGUUCGUGGUUUUCUGGUUAAUUGUACCAAAUAGAUGUCAACCUGUAUGAUAAGAAUGUUACGUUUGUAUACACCUUAUUUGUUUCUGUCUUUUUUUUUUGGUUACAAAAUAGUGAAAAGAUUCUAUACUUAAGCAAGCUUUGAGCAGACAAGUAUUUUUCGACUUGAAAGAAGUGUUUGUUAUUAAAAGAAGUGACAAUGAUAA